Molecule: messenger RNA, 2745 nt
Organism: Oncorhynchus keta (chum salmon)
Lineage: Eukaryota; Metazoa; Chordata; Actinopteri; Salmoniformes; Salmonidae
Gene: ttll12
Product: tubulin tyrosine ligase-like family, member 12
Exons: 14
Coding region: 98-1987 (629 amino acids)
Biological process (GO): protein modification process
Source: RefSeq, a predicted model, not a curated record
GUCUAUGGUUCCUUCCAGAAAUCUCCCAUAAUGCACCGCCAGUAUGCUCUGGUACUAGUUCUUAUUUACCUCAUGCGAUUCACGCAUAACUUUAAAGAUGGAGCAGCCAAAUACGGAAUCUAACACAAACGUUAUGAAUGGCGAGGAGGAACAUUUCAAUACCUUCCUGUCUUUGCACUCCGCUGCACUACAGUCCUCAAGAAUCCCUUCGCUGUAUUGGAAGAGCUUGUACUACAAACUUAUCAACGAGGUGUACGAUGCAGGAGAAGUGUUUGGCGUCAUGCAGGUAGAACAGGACGAUGAAGAGGAAGAGGGAAAGAAGGCUUAUCCUAGUGUAGAGAUUAGGAGUAAAGUGGUUGUGACCAGGGGGACUGGCAUGCAAGCCUCGGACCCCACCAGUAUCUUCCUGGUUGACCAUGCAUGGACGUACCGUGUGGAGAGCUCUAGGCAGCAGCUGGAGCAGAUCCCCGGACUCCUACCCAGGAUGGCUUCCCUCAUGGGGGUGGACUUCCACGGAGAGGCCCCUGACCCAGACGUUGUGGAGCUGGUGCUGGAACAAAUGUGGAAGUACAACCAGACCUACCAGCUGGCCCAGGGGUCAGCAGAGGAAAAAGUGCCCGUCUGGUACAUCAUGGAUGAGUUUGGCUCCCAGGUGCAGCACUCUGACCAGCCUAGCUGUUGCAUGGCCCCCUUCUUCUACACACAGGGCCAGCUGGCCUACACUGUGCUCUGGCCUCUCGCAGACCUGCAGGAGGGAGAGGAAGUGACACGGGACUAUGCUUAUGGCGAGAGCAACCCUCUGGUGAGGAGAUGUCGACUGUUGCCAUGGGUACCCGCUGACUUGGAAGGGGUCAGCACUCUGACCCCUGAACCCUCUGAUAUCUACUAUGAGACCAUUUCACAGGAGAACAAGGAGAUUCUUCCUCUGGACAUUCGACCCCAUACUGUCCCCAAAGACAAAGUGCUCAAGGUGUUCACAGAGAUGGAACAAGUUCUAAACAAUCUCCAUCACCCCCGGUUCACCUUCACCGAGACUGAAGAGGAGGCGGAUAUUCUUUGGACCUUCUCCCACAUCAGAGACUACAGGAAGUUAAGCGAGGAGCGUCCUCACGUUAUGACUAAUCAGUUUCCCUGUGAGACGGUUGUCACAGUGAAGGACUGCAUCUCCGCCGUGUCGCGGAGGGCCCGGGGAGGCCAGGGGGCCGAGUGGCUGCCAGAGACAUUCAACCUGCAGACCGAGCUGCCUCAGUUUGUCAGACAUUACCAACAAAGACAAGGGAGGGGAGAAGACAAUCAUUGGAUCUGUAAGCCUUGGAACCUGGCUCGGGGGCUGGACACACACAUCACCAACAAUCUAGACUACAUCAUCAGACAGAGAGAGAGCACGCCCAAGGUGGUGUGUAAGUACCUGGAGGAUCCGGUGCUGUUUGAGAGGGAGGAGGUGGGGAUGGUGAAGUUUGAUAUCCGCUACAUGUUGCUGCUGCGCUCCGUUCAGCCUCUACGCCUCUACUCCUACAACGUGUUCUGGCUGCGCUUCGCCAACAGGCCUUUCUCUCUGGACCACUUUGAUGACUACCAGAAGCACUUCACUGUCAUGAACUAUGCAGAGGGGGUCCAGCUCAAACAGGUUCACUACGACGAAUUCAUACCAAUGUUUGAAAAGCAGUAUCCUCAGUAUCCAUGGAAAGCGGUUGAGAGAGAGGCAUUCAAGGCAUUUGCAGAGCUCUUCCAGGCAGCCUCGUCCCGGCCGGCCCCCUACGGUUUCUGUGCCUACCCCUCCUCCCGGGCCAUCUACGCUGUAGACCUUAUGCUCAAGUGGGGCACUGGGGACAGAGGUGAACGUGUGAUGAAGCCUCAGAUCCUGGAGGUGAACUUCAGUCCAGACUGUGCCCGGGCUUGCCUCCAUCACCCUGGUUUCUACGACCACAUGUUUCAAACACUCUUCCUGGAUGAGGCUGAUCAGUGCCCUGUCACUCAGGUCUCAUGAUGACCUCUAACCCCUGAUCUUGAACCCAUAUUACACACUUGAAAAGGUCCAUUUGGACAAUUUGUGUUUCUAGUAGGAAUUGAUCAGGAGUAAUGGUCUGGACCAGCGGUGCCAAACACAUUUUCCCCCUGGGUUGCAUUAGUUCACUACUGAGGUCCAGAGGAUCACACUUCAAAUGUAUUAUAUUUCCUCUUCCUUAAAAUUAGUACGGACAUUGUUUUUAAAUCACUUUUGGACUUUUCUAUGCUCCCAGACUGUCUAGAUUUUGUUUUGAUGACUGUUAGCAAACUGGAAAGAGACUGUAAAUGUAGGUUCAUUAUCAUUUCUACACCGUUUGGAUUUGGCUUCAGUCAUAUUUAAAUGUUAAAUGAGUUUCUCUCCGAAUGUUUUAAUUGUAUUUAUUAUUAGCAUUAUUCGCGGGAUGGAUCUGGGCCGUGAGCUGUAUAUUUGACAUCCCUGGUCUGGACUGAUACACAAAGAUCACACACACCCCCAGUAAAAUGGCAAGGGGGGGGAGAGAGUGGGAACAAACUAGAGGUUGGGAAAGUGAUCUAGAAAGGAGGUCAAGGGGAAAGGCAAGUUUUUCUCUGCUCCAGUACAAAUCGGGAGGUCGACCACUGCACUUCCUCCUGGAGAGGACUGCUGAGCAGGCAAAGUAAGGGCAUUGCGCUGUGGUUUCUCUCUAGAUCCUCCAACUUCCAAGGAACAUUUUGUGAAUGUUCUGAUCGGUAUUAAACCUCAUGAGAAUGUUAAAUUAA